CUGCAGUAGUGUUUUAUCAUGAGCACUUGUAUGUUGUUACAGAAAGAGACUGAAAAAGGCUCCUGUUGACCCUCAGAGAGCAGCAUCUCCAGUGUUCAGCUGUGUGUCCAUGAAGAGCAACAGAUCCAUGCAUCAGCCUCCCCAAUUCAGUGAUGGAUCUGCUGUGAGAUCUGCGUCUGUUGAUCUAUGGAUGAAGCAAACAGAACAGCAGCUCUUGCCUCAUGAAAGUGAACUGCAGAUGAAUGAGACGAGACCUCAGCUCUGGCCUAAUGGAUGUGAACAACAGUUGAAGGACACAAGACCUCAGCCCUGGCCUACUGGAAAUGAACAACAGUUGAAGGACACAAGACCUCAGCUCUGGCCUAAUGGAUGUGAACAACAGUUGAAGGACACAAUACCUCAGCUCUGGCCUAAUGGAAGUGAACAACAGUUGAAGGACACGAGACCUCAGCUCUGGCCUAAUGGAAGUGAACUACAGUUGAAGGACACGAGACCUCAGCUCUGGCCUAAUGGAUGUGAACAACAGUUGAAGGACACGAGACCUCAGCUCUGGCCUAAUGGAUGUGAACAACAGUUGAAGGACACGAGACCUCAGCUCUGGCCUAAUGGAAGUGAACUACAGCUGAAAGACACGAGACCUCAGCUCUGGCCUAAUGGAAGUGAACAACAGUUGAAGGACACGAGACCUCAGCUCUGGCCUAAUGGAUGUGAACAACAGUUGAAGGACACAAGACCUCAGCUCUGGCCUAAUGGAAAUGAACAACAGUUGAAGGACACGAGACCUCAGCUCUGGCCUAAUGGAUAUGAACCACAGUUGAAGGACACGAGACCUCAGCUCUGGCCUAAUGGAAAUGAACAACAGUUGAAGGACACAAGGCCUCAGCUCUGGCCUAAUGGAAGUGAACUACAGUUGAAGGACACAAGACCUCAGCUCUGGCCUAAUGGAUGUGAACAACAGUUGAAGGACACAAGGCCUCAGCUCUGGCCUAAUGGAAAUGAACAACAGUUGAAGGACACGAGACCUCAGCUCUGGCCUAAUGGAAGUGAACUACAGUUGAAGGACACAAGGCCUCAGCUCUGGCCUAAUGGAACUGAACAACAGUUGAAGGACACAAGGCCUCAGCUCUGGCCUAAUGGAAAUGAACAACAGUUGAAGGACACGAGACCUCAGCUCUGGCCAAAUGGAUGUGAACAACAGUUCUUGGAUAUAAGACCUCAGCUCUGGCCUAAUGGAAAUAAACAACAGUUGAAGGACACAAGACCUCAGCUCUGGCCUCAUGAUCAUGGAGCUCCACUGAGGUCUUUCAGGCCUAUUUCUCCAGUUCAGUUCAUUGGUCCAGUGGCUCAGUGGUGGUCUUCUCAAUGGUCAUUUAUGCCGCAGGCUUCAGCUUGGCCAAUUAACCCACCAGCUCCACCACAGUCUUCAGGGUCUCUGUCUGUGUCCAGACCAUUCACCUCAUCACAUCCAGCAGGAUUCUCCAUCUCUCCACAUUUAUCCUCAAUCACACCAGUUUCACCACAGACUCCUCAUUGGUCCUCCAGACCUACACAUACUCCCUGGUCUGUUGGCAAGUAA
This is a messenger RNA of Danio rerio (zebrafish), 1576 nucleotides long. The record is from RefSeq and is a predicted model, not a curated record. Lineage: Eukaryota; Metazoa; Chordata; Actinopteri; Cypriniformes; Danionidae.